GACACGUCAAUUAAGUGCAUUUUCGUGUGUUGUGCGGUUCCCGUUCGCUUGCGCUUUAUUUUGCGCGGGACGAAGACAACGAAGAAGACGUGCUGCUCGAUCGGAGCUGUUCUGCUGUGUUGCCGGCUGUUGCUUGUCCUGUUAUUGCGGUGACAAAUUGGUGGAUGUGCUGGGUACCGUCCUAUGCACUAAUUUGACCUCCCGACGCUUCGAGUCCCUACCACCAUUCCCACUAUUCCGGAGGAAAACCGGGCACUUCGCCACAGCCGCCGCUUGCAAGGACUACCUCCUGAAUACAGCCCAUUGAGCCAAGUAAGGAUGUCCACCACAGGGGCAAGUGCAAGUCAGACUCAAGAAAGCGACACAGUCCAAUCCACCUCUAGUCCGAGUGUCGUCUACGCAGCGCGCAUUCCGAAGUCAUUUCAUGGCGACGUGUUCGAGGACGUGGAGGAUUGGCUUGAACACUUCGACCGAGUCGCUGCAGUCAAUGAAUGGAAUGACUCUCAGAAACUGCGCUACGUGUACUUUGCCCUGGAAGACUACGCUCGCACGUGGUUUGAGAAUCAUGAGGGCUCCAUCACUAGCUGGCAAGAAUUCCGACGACAGCUUCGCGAGACAUACAGCAGCCCCGAAAGGAAAGAAAAGGCCGAACAGGCUCUGCAGAGUCGGUUUCAGAAACCAAAUGAAAGCGUGGCCAUGUUUGUCGAGGACAUGUCGCGCUUGUUCCGACGCGCAGAUCCAGGUAUGGCCGAGACAAAGAAAGUUCGUCUCUUAAUGCGAGGGGUGAAAGAACAACUUUUCGCUGGACUCAUGCGUAACCCUCCAGCUACCGUCGCUGAGUUCGUAAGUGAAGCAACGACAAUGGAACGAGCGCUACAGCAACGCUCCCAACAGUACGACCGCCAAAGCACCGUCGCCGCAGUGUCAUGUUUCACCUGCGGACAUGAUUUAGCAGCACUCCGAGAGCUUGUGCGAACCGUUGUGCGUGAAGAGCUUGAGGAAGUUAGCAAAACUUCUUGUCAGCCGACUGUUACUGCGCUUGGUGACAUCAUUCGUGCCGAAAUGAGGACCAUGACCCAACCAUUGGCGCCAACGCGAGCGGAAGCCCCAGUGCUGACAUAUGCCGAAGCCGUUCGGAGCCCUCAACCAUCUACGGGACGACGUUUGCCUUGCCCUGUUUCAGCUCUACCACGUCAAUUUCCAGCUACAAAUGUAAACCCGUAUGAGGACGUAGGCCCGCGAGAUAUCAUGCGGAAAUCAAACGUGUGGCGCACCUCGGAUAAUCGGCCACUUUGCUACCACUGCGGCGAAGCGGACCAUCUGUAUCGUCAGUGCCCUUAUCGGAGGAUGGGCCUUCAGGGAUUUCACCCUAACGCUCGUCGACCAACUGCUGGUAUCAUUUUCACGUAACGCAAGCUCGCACGAAUGCAAUUCGCACAAGGUAGCGUUGCGUGUCUCUGAUGAUUCUGUGACCGUACCACCUCGUUCCAGUGUACUGGUUACCGUACUGAGCGACGUGGACCGAACUGCCCUUGGAGUUGUUGAAACCAAUGUGUCCAUCCUCUUCUCUCGUCAAGUAUGCGUCGUCCGCGGCCUCCUCGA
Molecule: messenger RNA, 1602 nt
Organism: Dermacentor silvarum
Lineage: Eukaryota; Metazoa; Arthropoda; Arachnida; Ixodida; Ixodidae
Exons: 2
Coding region: 319-1410 (363 amino acids)
Molecular function (GO): zinc ion binding; nucleic acid binding
Source: RefSeq, a predicted model, not a curated record